Egretta garzetta (little egret) is the source of this 870-nucleotide messenger RNA. It is a transcript of the gene LMX1B, whose product is annotated as LIM homeobox transcription factor 1 beta. The coding region runs from base 22 to 870 and encodes 282 amino acids. Gene Ontology annotation, biological process: neuron differentiation; regulation of transcription by RNA polymerase II. NCBI's taxonomy places the organism in Eukaryota, Metazoa, Chordata, Aves, Pelecaniformes, Ardeidae. Gene Ontology annotation, molecular function: RNA polymerase II transcription regulatory region sequence-specific DNA binding; DNA-binding transcription factor activity, RNA polymerase II-specific. The record is from RefSeq and is a predicted model, not a curated record. Gene Ontology annotation, cellular component: nucleus. The transcript has 6 exons.
GCUGCGAAGUGCAGCGGCUGCAUGGAAAAGAUCGCCCCGACAGAGUUUGUGAUGAGAGCCCUGGAGUGCGUUUACCACUUAAGCUGUUUCUGCUGCUGCGUUUGCGAACGGCAGCUGAGGAAAGGGGACGAAUUUGUGCUCAAGGAGGGGCAGUUGCUCUGCAAAAGUGACUAUGAAAAAGAGAAGGACUUGUUGAGCUCGGUCAGCCCGGACGACUCAGACUCAGUUAAAAGUGAUGAUGAGGACGGAGAUGUUAAGCCCACCAAAGGACAAGUAACCCAAGGGAAAGGAAGUGAUGAUGGGAAGGACCCAAGAAGACCCAAACGGCCAAGGACAAUACUUACUACGCAGCAGAGACGAGCGUUCAAAGCAUCCUUUGAGGUGUCUUCCAAGCCCUGUAGGAAGGUCAGAGAAACACUAGCGGCUGAAACAGGACUCAGUGUCCGAGUUGUCCAGGUCUGGUUUCAAAACCAAAGAGCAAAGAUGAAAAAACUAGCACGAAGGCAUCAGCAGCAGCAGGAGCAACAGAACUCGCAGCGACUCGGGCAAGAAGUGAUGUCCAACCGAAUGGAGGGGAUGAUGACAUCUUACACACCGCUCGCACCGCCACAGCAGCAGAUUGUAGCAAUGGAUCAGAGCAGCUAUGGCACAGACCCAUUUCAGCAGGGUCUCACCCCUCCACAAAUGCCAGGCGACCACAUGAACCCAUAUGGGAACGACUCCAUUUUUCAUGAUAUCGACAGUGAUACCUCUUUAACUAGCUUGAGCGACUGUUUUCUUGCCUCUUCCGAAGUUAACUCCAUGCAGGCUAGAGUAGGAAACCCCAUUGACAGGCUGUACUCUAUGCAGAGCUCCUAUUUCGCCUCAUGA